Messenger RNA from Cucumis sativus (cucumber), 1690 nucleotides. Its product is annotated as upstream activation factor subunit UAF30. Lineage: Eukaryota; Viridiplantae; Streptophyta; Magnoliopsida; Cucurbitales; Cucurbitaceae. The record is from RefSeq and is a predicted model, not a curated record. Gene Ontology annotation, cellular component: nucleus. The coding region runs from base 187 to 1185 and encodes 332 amino acids. The transcript is spliced from 6 exons.
UCCAAAAAAUGUUCUUUCUUCUUCUUCUUCUUCUUCUUCCCCAAUCUCCCAUCUGUUCUUCACGCAAAGCUUUUCUUUAUUCAAAGCCAAAGCCACACGCCACCAACACUCUACCCUCACCUCCAAUUCAUACCCAAUCUUCCUCGUUUUUCCCUUCUUCCCUUUCAAAUAUUGGAUUACCCAGCAAUGGUUUCCGACUCGGAGCUCAUCAGCCGGCUCCGAGACUUUCUUCGCAAUUCCGACCUCAAUACCACUACUACUGCUAUCGUCCGCCGUAAGCUCGAGGAAGACUUCGGCAUUGAUUUGUCUGAUAAGAAGCUGUUUAUUAGGGAACAGGUCGACUUGUUCCUCCAGACUGAACAUGAGAAAGCCGUUCAAGAAGGUUAUGCCCAUUGCGAGGAAGUCCACCAGGAAGAUGGAGAUGAAAAUUUGAAGAUGGAAACGGAGGAUGGAGAUAGUGAAGACGGAGAUAACGACAACGAAGACGACGAAAAGGGUAAAACUAGCUCUGAAAAGGUGAAGAAAAGAGGGGGUGGUUUUACUAAGUUAUGUAGCCUUUCCCCACAACUGCAGGAAUUUAUUGGAGCACCCGAAAUGGCAAGGACUGAGGUUGUUAAACAACUAUGGAACCACAUUAGAGAGAACAAUUUGCAAGACCCCAGUAAUAGAAGAAAUAUUCUCUGUGAUGAACCGUUAAAAGCACUCUUUGGUGUCAAUUCCAUCAACAUGUUUCAAAUGAAUAAAGCUCUAUCAAAGCAUAUUUGGCCGUUGGAAUCAAAUGAUGUUAUUCCAGCCAAAUCUAGUCAGAAAGAAAAGCCACAAAAGGAGAAGCAGCCAAAGGAGAAGCCACAAAAGAAGCGACAGAAGCAAGGGAAAGAAGAAGAUUCAGAUGACUCUGCAAGAGAGGAUAAGCGGCAAAAGAAAGGGAAAUCUGGUUUUCUUGCUCCUCUUCCACUUUCGAAUGCUCUGGUGGCAUUUCUUGGUACUGGAGAGGAUGCAUUGCCUCGCUCUGACGUAGUGAAAAGAAUGUGGGAUUACAUUAAGCAAAAUAACCUUCAGGACCCUUCUGACAAAAGGAGAAUAAUUUGUGACGAGAGGCUAAAAGAACUCUUUGAUGUCGAUUCCUUUAAUGGGUUCACUGUUUCGAAACUCCUGGCCACGCAUUUUAUAAAGAUGAAACAGUAAGUUCCUCCUACACAUUGUCUUUGUUGAUGCAAGAGAAUCUAGAAUUUUGCUUGAGAUAGUUUUAGUGGUCUCUUUUUUGUGUGUUAUUCUCUGGAAUUCACCAACAAGGCAAUGGAAAAUCUGUUUUUAUUGACCUUGUGUUAUCUCUUCUCUUUGGUGGGUGGUCUGUUGCAAAAUCUUUCAGAAUUAAUUAGACUAACCUUGUCAAUUCUUCUAUACUUCCCUUAGCUUUCAAGUAGUUGCUUAAGUUCUUAAAAAAAGAACCAAAAAGAAAAUGUCCCUCAUAUUGGCUAACUACAUUUUGUGUUGUAAUUGUCACUAUUUUGUUUUUGUUUUGUUCAUUGCUUACCAAACUAAGCAGUUCUUUCCCUCAUUCUUCUCUCCCCAAAACUUCUAUGAAAGAUUCAUUGAAGAAUGUUAACGCCUGAGAGAUUAAAAAUUGUGGGGAAGAAACUGGUUAGGAGGUGACUUUCAUUUCAUGUGGAAAGAUAACAUUUUCCUUCUC